GUUUACACUUGUUAGCUAUGGCUCCCAGGGAAUCUUUCUAUGAGGCAAGCUCAGGCAGAAGUGGUUGGAGUUUGUGAUUCCCAGCAGGAGAAAAAUAUUUGAAUCUGUCUGGUUGCAAUUGAAGGAAAGAUGAAUGCGUCCAAGUACAGAGAUUUCCUUUAAGAAAAAUGCUAAUACAAAGAAGUCUCAGGUCCCCUUUAACAAGUCUUUGACUUCUGUUCAAGUCAUAUGUUUUCUCUUUUUGCUGUUUGUAACCAAACCCUCCUGCCCCUGAAUCAUAAGUGGUACGGUCCUGCCAUAAAGCAGGGAGGGGUCUAAACAAGCAACUCCAUGCCGUUCUAGCUGCUAGCUAAAUAACUAUAUACAGUACUACCAACGCAAACCUAAAAUGAGCCCGGUCUAAUCUGUGACAUCAUCAUUGAAUCAUAAUCACAUUGCGUCCUUAAGGUGUUCUCAAUCUGGAGAGGGGGAUCAAGGGAUUUGUGUUAAAAUGUGAAUGAGCAAUCUAAAUAUAUGAAUAAUAAUAACAACACAGUAGAGGAGGAUCAUUUCAGUUGGUGGGGGGUAAAUUCAAUUUAGAUGAUUGUUUGGGGGGGGCACGUGUGCAACCACUCGGUGAUGAAUACUCUUAAACGCGCUGACCUGUUAAAAGUAGCACAUGUGCACCCCUACUGGGGUGGGGGGGUCCUCUUUUAAAUCUUUGGCAUUUUGUUUGUGGUAAGAAAACCAAACAGUUUGCCGAGAUAAGAACCUCACAAUUCACUAGGGCUGCGUUAAUGGUGCUAACUAGUGUAUUUCAUUAAUAACGUUACAUUUUUAACGCUCACAAUUACGAGUACGCCUGAACACCUCACGGCGCAAACACAACAGAGCAAAAUGCUAAAAGGAGACAGCAUGACGUUGUUUAAGGUCAUGGGGGUAUGCUGGAGCCUAUCCCAGCCGCACAUGUCCACAUUAUAAAACGGCCUAUUGUGAGCUCAUGAGCUACAAAAAAAACAAGACAAACUUGUCAACCCAUUAUUACUUUAACAGUCUGAGACACUGUGUCGCUAAAAUCAUCACGCAGCAACCUAACACUCAAAAGGUAGGUAAGAAAUAUACAUGUACCAAUACGUGUUUAAAAUAACUAGUUUCCCAUGAUGCAUUUCAUCCCAGUAAAGUCUUUCAUUCAAUUUCAGAGCUGAUCAGACCCUGCUCCUCCCCCCCCCCCCCCAUGUUUUUUUAAGUGUGCCGAAGGAGGGGGUACGUCACUUUGUAACUCUUAAUGUGCAAUUCGCUACAUUUAUAUGCAUGUAUGUAUACAGUCAGGCCGAGCCCCCAUCCUGAAAGAGCCACCGGCAUGGCUGUAAAUGGCCCUUUAACCCCCCCCCAGAUGUUUCUAAUUGCAAAACACCUUCCGGCGUUGUUGAGUUGUCUCUGCCAUUUGCAGUCUCUAUCCUUGCUCUUUAAAAAAAAUCAUAAUAAUCUUUUGGAAAUGAUCCAAAAUUAGAUGAGAUAAAGUCCAAUUUCAAUACACUGUUAUUAAAUGUCCUGAUAACCUCCUCGCUGCCCCCCCUCCCACCCUAAAAUGUACAUGCUUAUCCCUGCGUGAAGCAUAUGAUUUUGAGUGGAGUAAUUUAGCAGAUGAGCGGCGGGCCAUUGUUACUGGGAUAAUCUAGCUCUUGCUGCUCAGAUAGGUUAACAUGCAGCGGAUUAGGGCGGCUUACCCCCCCAACCACACCAGACAACACUUGCCCUAACGCCACCGGCCCAAACACCCCCUCCCCUGCUCUUUUCACUCACUAAUGUCGCCCCACCUUUGCCUCCUUUUUAAUUUACUUUCCACCGCCUGCUGUCUCGCAUCUGCUUCAUCCGCCUCCUUUCACGCAUGUCUGUUUUUAUUUUGAUUAAAACUACCAAAAGGCUUCUUUCAAACGCCAUAAAAUUGUAUGCAGGGAUACAGGAGGAGUGCGCUACUCGUGGCAACCAGCAGAGGGACUUGAGUCUGUCUCAGCUAGUUUGUGAUUUGAUUUUGUUUUAAAAAAUUAAUACAGUAAUACAAAAAGAUCAACCCCAAAUUGUCCAUAGGUAUGAAUGUGGGUGGGAAUGCUUGUUUGUCUAUAUGUGCCCUGGGAUUGGCUGGCCACCAGUCCAGGGUGGACCCCGCCUCUCACCCAAAGUCUGGAAUAGGCUCCAGCAUAUCCGCGACCCUUGUUAUUGUUACAAAUAAUACAGGCACUACAAUACAGCACACUACAAUUAAUGCUAAUCGGUAUUUAUAGUCCAAUUGUAGUAAUUCUACCUUGCUUGCGUCCACACGCCAGAUGCGUGUUUUUGUUUUGUUGAACUGUUUAUCUCAGCCGUGCUAUUAAUUAAAAUGUCAAACAUGACAUGUGCUGGCAUGACAACAAAAUAACACACCAUGGCUCGCAACAUCGUGGCCCCACAUCUGGCCCAGCUGCGUUGAUGUCAGCUUAGACGCGAGACUUACUCGUGGAAUUAUCCGAUUAUCUUGUUUGUUCAUUUAGCAGGAAGGUGUUGGUCUUUAUGCACAUCUGUGUUUGGCCUGUUUGCAGCCAAAAAUUCAUUUAUAGCGGUUAAUUGUUUUCAGACUCUGGUCGUGAAAAAUGAAUUUCAAUGUUCAACUAGCGAGCUGACCAGUUAGCCUGAAAUGUAUUUCUUGUAAACCGAAGGGUUUCAAACGGAGUGCAGAAGCCACAAACUUACCACUUCCAAAAAAAAAGGACUUUAUGGUCAGGACCUCAGAGGGAUAAUUAUUGAGAGUGGAGUGCAAGUCAGUGUUAUCAUCCUGUAUUCUGUUGAUAUCAUGUGUAUUACCUUGAUUUCAUUGUGUAUUACCUUGAUAUCAUCCUCUAGUACCUUGAUAUCAUCGUACAUUACCUUGAUAUCAUCCUGUAGUACCUUGAUAUCAUCGUACAUUACCUUGAUAUCAUCCUGUAGUACCUUGAUAUUAAUACACUGUGCUGUAUUUUCCUCCCUUAGUUGUUUGACUGCAUCAUGGAUCUCAGAGAGGUUCCUCUUGAAGCUGUCAUUCUGUGAUUGUGCAUUUCCGGUCUGUGUUUGCAGGCCUCUAGUUCUUGCCUUCUUAGUGCUACAGUUUGUUUCUACAGGCUUAUUUCAUUACAGCCUUCAAGGCGCCAUAGAAUAUCAAAUCCUUCUCAUUCAACAGCAUAUUUUGCCCCAUUUCUGAUCAUGGAGCCUCAUUUCAAAGGCCAGUAUUGUUGCUAGACAGCCGCUUAGAGCUUCAGCAGUUAGCCAGUUAGCUUGGCUUGCUUUCGGCUGUCAGCACUUGUAACUCGUUUAUAUUAAGAAAUGUGUACCUCUCUCCGAUCCCGAGUUCAACUUGAGGGUGUCAACAAGCUCUCCUGAUCUUGUGUUCUCAGGAAAGGGCCAAAAUAUUUGAAAACUGCAUCCAUGAGCAUCCUUUCUGGUCAACAACCAAACUCUUUAACACUUAAUGUAAGAAACAGUACAACAAACAGUACUUCCGGGUUAGAUGCUAAGCUAACCAAAUGCUUGGUCAGUAUAAUGAAGACACACACAGGAGUCCAAACAAUGUGGAGAAAAGAUGUCCUCCUCUUUGGCCAUUGUGCCACAAACUUCUCCUGCACAGCGAGGAGCACAAAAGUACAACAAAGAGCCAGGAAGUAAUUAGCGGCUUAACGAAGACGAGUAGGAGGAGCUCUGGAGGGCGAGGGGGGUUAAAGUUUGGGGCCUUAAAAGAUCAGUGUUAAAUUGUCAGAGGUCAGCGGAGGGGUUAAUUAUGUGCUGGGCUCUUUGUGUCGUCAGGAUAAUCGCACGCUGGGUUUUGUGUGUCCUCACCAACAUCUUCACCCAUCCAACCCCCCCACCCCCCUCACACUUAUUGUCCCACCUGUGAAAGGAGAUGUAGCAGAAUUGACUUAAUUGUCGCCAUCUCAGCCUCUCUUAAUGACACAACGCACACACACACACACACACACACACACACACACACACACACACACACACACACACACACACACUUUGAGAGUGAGUACUUCCUGCUCACAAUCUGAGGAAUGUCUUUUCAACUUGGAGGAGCUCUGGCCGUGACUGUCGCUUCCAUUGGGGCGUUGGUCAACAUCAGUAAGCAAAUAGCUUCAUUGGCUACCUCAAAUUGUCCAUAGGUGUGAAUGUGGGUGGGAAUGGUUGUUUGUCUAUAUGUGCCCUGGUGUACCCCGCCUCUCACCCGAAGACAGCUGGGAUAGGCUCCAGCAUACCCCCGCAACCCUAAGCGGCAUCUUACCGAUAUUGUCCAGCACUUCCAAUACCGAUAUGGGCAGUAGCUCUUCCCUCAAAAUAAUGUUGGGUUCUUUUACUGUGAUGCAUUUCACAAAUAAAGCCAACACAACACUGCGAUAUGCAGUGUGGGUUACACAGAAAGUAUAUUUAUUUGAAGUAUAUGCUGAUAAAUGCCUUUAAACGCCGAUAACCUGUAGCGUGUACUAUUGCAGCCUGUAGAGAUCCCUGUGUGCGUUUAGUGGCGCCCUCAUCACAUCUCCCAUCACACAGGUCUGCUAUGUGGUGGUCUGCUAUGUGGUGGUCUGCUAUGUGGUGGUCUGCUAACACAUGCCAUUGAAAAUAUAUUGUGGAUGUAGCAUGUUGAAAAGUUGUCAUUUAGGACCGCAUUUGAAGAAAAAACUUGACGUGACACUUGAACACGCCAUGGAAAUUUCAAAGAAAAUUUUACAAGAAUAAUGUUGAUGUCAGUCCCGCCUCAAAAUAAGCAGUACUUCAACAUCAAGUUUUGCUCCUACUAUCUCGUUUUGAGCUAUUUUAUGUUUACAUGCCUAACAUCAUGUACACUAACCCAAUCAUUGAGUCUACAUGUGGACAGCAGCAAAGGAUGAAGAGACGGGCGAUAAGUGUGAUAAUCUUCAUUUAUUCAAUUGUGUCCUCCCUGCCCCCCCAUGCAUAAAAAAGUGGCACACUCCAAAGCAUAUGGCCCCCACCCAGCAACAUGUGUUAAUGUUGAUUGAAUAAUGCUCUGCUAUUAGACUAAUGCCACACUUUCAUCUUGCCACAGAACAGUAAGCGGUGCGGCUUAGCAGGCAGUUUUACCAAUAUUAGGGAACACGGAAAUGUGAUUAGAUCGGUGGUUUGCAUUUUUUUUUCCGUCAUGACCCCCCCGGGGGCAGAAAUGUUUCCCCGAUUUGAAAUACUAUUAAGAAACUGAUGAUAUGGAUUUAUUUCUGUGUAGUGUACAGACUGAACUGGAGUACCAUCGAUACGACAGGUCUGUACUAACCCUAACCCAUAGUGAAAGUCAACAAAUAGUCUACAGCUAUCAAUCUACUGUAGACUAUUUGUUUACUGGCAAUCUGUCAUGUUCUAUGCUUCUUGCCUAGAGCGACCAAACCCUCCAGUUUCACUGCCCUUACAACUCAUUUCCACAUAAAAAUGCAAUAUUCUUUCACGCUAAAGUUGAAGCUAUGCAAUCAUUUCCACAACACUAAUAACUAUUUUGCACCCAGCUAGAAAUCUGCAGUUGACACAUUUCACACGAGGGGUGGGCAAAACCCUUCAUUUCACUGAACCGGAUCAUUCCGGUUUAUUCAGUAAAAAGAUCCGUUCAUUUCGGUCAAUUUGUGGUUUGCCUGUGAUCUCCGCCUGUGCAUAGACCCGGUCAGCCGUGUCGAGUCAGUCCGUUCACUCAUGUUCACGUUUGUUCCGACUCAACUGUCGGUCAUGAACAAACAGCCGACGAGUGUCGGUCAAUCUCGGCCUCGGUCUUUCAGUCUGCUAACGCCACCCAACCACAGACCGAGGCGCAAAACUGAAUUGUCUUUGACGAUCACCCAUCUUGAGUCUUUUUCUCUGAAAGCUAAAAAUCAGGUUAGAAAUCCAUGAUCUUAACGGGAAGGUAAACGGGAGUGUAAAUGUGACUAUAGGGGUGUUAUUUCAUGUCAGAGGGCUCCAAUCAUGUCUCAAGGUAAAUGUCCAAAUAGGAAGUAUUCCGAUACGUUGUACUCUUUACAUUUGUGUUGUCACAGCCUGAAUGCUCCACUUUUUGACUUCAGUUGGAAAGUGGCCCCGGUCCAAAGCAGCCCCGCUGUGAGAUGCCCAUCCCUCCCUGUGUUUGAUGGACAGCAUCUCCAUGACAACCGUCACCAGCCCCUGUCCGAACCAAUCAGGACCAAGGGCUGGGGUCCCUCCCUGACUCCAGGGUGAGCUCAAGAGUCCGGACUGAAGCAGACCUCGUCCAUACGGUUCCCUGCUGGCUCUCCGUGCGGCUCCUCAUGGUGUUCAGGUCUCCUCUCGACUUUUUCUCCGCGUCUCGCCUCCUCCUGCCUCGCCUGGCGGACCAUGGCUCACCUGGACGCUCCCCGGAUGACGCCUCCGCCUCCUGCGCGCCCCUGUCCCUGCCCGGCUUGUACUUCUCCGCCGCGCAGAUCGCCGGCGUGUGCGAGACCCUGGAGGAGACCGGUGACAUCGAGCGUCUAGCCCGCUUCCUCUGGUCCCUCCCGAUGACAGCGGACGGCCGGGACUCCAUCUCGGAGAACGAAUCCGUGCAGCGGGCCCGAGCUGUGGUGGCCUACCACAGCGGCAGCUUCCGGGAGCUCUACCGCAUCCUGGAGACGCACCGCUUCACCAGAGCCUCGCACGGCAAGCUGCAGGCCAUGUGGCUCGAAGCGCACUACCGGGAGGCGGAGAAGCUUCGAGGGCGGCCCCUGGGUCCCGUGGACAAGUACCGCGUCAGGAAGAAGUUCCCCCUGCCCAGGACCAUCUGGGACGGGGAGCAGAAGACGCACUGCUUCAAAGAGCGUACGCGCGGCUUGCUCAGAGAGUGGUACCUGCAGGACCCCUAUCCGAAUCCCGGCAAGAAGCGGGAGCUGGCCCACGCCACCGGGCUGACACCCACGCAAGUAGGUAACUGGUUCAAGAACCGGAGACAGAGGGACCGAGCUGCAGCAGCCAAAAACAGGUUGCAGCACCACCGCCUGUGUUCCAAUGGCACUCAUCAUCCACUGAGCGGGGGCGGCUGCAGUCCAGACUUGAACGUGACCCGAGCGGACGGCGAAACGCUUCUCUCAGUAACAGACAGUGACUCUGACUUGGAGGUGUGAGACUUUCUUUUUUUUUUUUUUUUAAGGACCUUGAAGACCCUUUUGUGGUCCAACGUGCAGAUGGGAGCAUGCCUGCAAGAAAUAUUCCUGGCAAUAAUGUCAGAUAUUCCCACAUCGUACACGUUUCUUAGCUUUUGAUGAUGACUUUUUGGAUUUGUGGACACAUCAAGCUGUGGACCCUCCAUUAAGGACUGAAAAGUACCCCUUUGAGCUAUGCAGCACAACUAUGUCAUGUCUGUUGUAUGAGCACGCUCCCUAUGAGUAGCCACACUUCCAUCACCGACAAUCAAUACGCACUAAAACCUUCCUGCCUGUCUGAUUUCUUUCUUUCUUUUCACUCCUUUUAAGAGUUGGCUGCUUUUAUCUGAAGUUCACAUCCAAAUGCUGUCUUCUUGUAUCGCUGAAGGAAAUGUUUGGGUAUUUUAUAUAAAUAAUAGUAUAGUAUUAUAAUAGUAUUUGACAUAUGACCAGUGACAUUAUUUUGACUACUAAAAAAAAGCAAAAAUGGAUGAAAAAAAACAUCUAAAAAAAUUGAAUAAAGUCAAAAUAUUAAAAGAAAAAAAGUUGUCAUCUUAUGAGAAAUAGUCAUAUUUUUACAAAAAUAAGCCAAAAAUCAGUAUGCGGAACUUGCUGUUGUGACUCAGGAAAAAGCCA
Doryrhamphus excisus (bluestripe pipefish) is the source of this 7742-nucleotide messenger RNA. RefSeq names its product SIX homeobox 3b (gene six3b). Lineage: Eukaryota; Metazoa; Chordata; Actinopteri; Syngnathiformes; Syngnathidae. Gene Ontology annotation, cellular component: nucleus; transcription regulator complex. Gene Ontology annotation, biological process: eye development; regulation of transcription by RNA polymerase II. Gene Ontology annotation, molecular function: DNA-binding transcription factor activity, RNA polymerase II-specific; RNA polymerase II cis-regulatory region sequence-specific DNA binding. The record is from RefSeq and is a predicted model, not a curated record.